UGACCGUUGCAGUGUAAACAUCUGGCGUUUCUCGUGCUGCCAACCUAGCGAGCUGUGGGUCUGGGCAGCGGUUAUAAAAAGAGCCGAUUUUCCCAGAAUCCCCUUAUUCGUGUGUGAAAAUCUCGUUCGACACAUCGUCGCUGUGCAAGUUUGUGAAGCUUUUUCCAUUGAAACCCCACCAACACCAACACCAACACCAGUAUGACCGGUCGCGGCAAGGGAGGCAAGGGACUGGGAAAGGGAGGAGCCAAGCGUCAUCGCAAGGUGCUGCGCGAUAACAUCCAGGGCAUCACCAAGCCCGCCAUCCGCCGUCUGGCUCGCCGUGGCGGCGUGAAGCGUAUCUCCGGCCUGAUCUACGAAGAGACGCGCGGUGUGCUGAAGGUGUUCCUGGAGAACGUGAUCCGCGAUGCGGUCACCUACACCGAGCACGCCAAGCGCAAGACGGUCACGGCGAUGGAUGUGGUGUACGCUCUGAAGCGCCAGGGCCGUACGCUCUACGGAUUCGGAGGUUAAGAAGUUUGCUGUGUGCUAUUGCGCGUCCGCGUGUGUGUGUGUGUGUGCAUGUGCCCAGUCGCGGGACCGUGCGCGCCGCACGCGCCGUCGCCAUCACCCCUCGCUCAUCUCGAAACCACCACGGAUCAUCGGCAUACAAGAAAAACGGCCCUUUUCAGGGCCACUGAUUGAAUUGCAGUAAAAAGAACUUCUCUAUCGUUCAUUCCAAUUGGUUCAAAAGGGGGGUUGUGUGUUCAUAUUCAUUGUUUUAUUACAGCCACAUCGCCGGUGAAGGUGAUGCGAAUAUUCGCAAGCCAUUUUUGGUUUGUGCAAAGAUGGCGGCGAAAGCGUCAUGUCUUGCUUGGGAGGAGAAAAUUCUGAUACACACUCUCAUCUAUAGCUACGUACAAGUGUGUGUGUGUGAAAGGCUUCAGCGAAGACUGGAAAAGCAGCAUCAUCAUCGCUUGCACUAUUGGAGCGGUCUACCGUUUGCAUUUGUCCCUUUAAUUUAUUCAGUUCAUUUUAAAUAAAGCGCCAAUCAUACAAA
Anopheles gambiae (African malaria mosquito) is the source of this 1039-nucleotide messenger RNA. RefSeq names its product histone H4. The coding region runs from base 202 to 513 and encodes 103 amino acids. Gene Ontology annotation, cellular component: nucleosome. The transcript has a single exon. Gene Ontology annotation, molecular function: structural constituent of chromatin; protein heterodimerization activity; DNA binding. The record is from RefSeq and is a predicted model, not a curated record. NCBI's taxonomy places the organism in Eukaryota, Metazoa, Arthropoda, Insecta, Diptera, Culicidae. Gene Ontology annotation, biological process: nucleosome assembly.